This is a messenger RNA of Acanthopagrus latus (yellowfin seabream), 3331 nucleotides long. RefSeq lists its product as uncharacterized. The transcript is spliced from 6 exons. Bases 222 to 797 code for a protein of 191 amino acids. Lineage: Eukaryota; Metazoa; Chordata; Actinopteri; Spariformes; Sparidae. The record is from RefSeq and is a predicted model, not a curated record.
GAGCUGCACUCUUGAAUUAUGGGUAACGUGCUGUUACGUCAUACAGGCAGGAGCAGACGUUGAUCGUUUACCUUGAACGUAAAACACCAUGAAUUUGGUUUUAUUUCUCCUAAACACAAGGUAAAUGUGGUAUAUUUUAUCAGAGGAGGCAGUUUUGGUCCACUGAAACUAAAGUUGGCAUCUUUGCUGGACAGGAGGGUGCCAGCUGGAGGGAGACAGGAAUGGCAGGGGAAAGAGAAGGAAUGCAGCAAAGGGCCCCAGGCUGGAGUCAAACACUGGCCUCUGUGAGUCUCCAGGAGCUUGAUAUGGAGCUUAUGGGGAAAAGGAGGAAGAUCAAUCCUGAUGUCAGCAGCUCAGCGCACAUCUCUCCCAGUAACGGCAGGACAAGUGUCAGCUGGAGGAGAGGCAGCCGCCAUGCAGAGAGAGAGAGAGAGAGAGAGAGAGAGAGAGAGAGAUCUCUACAUAUGCCAUGGAAGAGACAAGUGCAUCCAGUGAGUGAGCAGUUUGACUUCAGGGAGACGAUGGCCGGCCAGGCCUGCCUGCAUUUGAAUGUCAAAGAGCAUCUUGGAGCUGUCACGGCCCACCUGCCACACGGGAGGAGCUUCACUCCAGUCCUCACCGUUACCCACAAGGCACCUGGACAGCAGAGAGGAUGGCGUGGACUGGCGGUUGAUGUGAAGGAAAGACAAUCAGAAAAUGAGGGUCAUCCUCCUCGGGCCCCAACCUCCCGGGGGACGGACAGGAACGCUGAUAAAACAAUCACCAUAAAGAGUUCCAGACUCACAGCUGAAGAGUGAGUGCAGGAGGCUCCUUCGGUGUCAGCGUGUGUGCUAAGAGCCACUUGCUCUCCUCCAACCCCCCCAACCACCCCCACCCCACCCCACCCCAUCCACUGCUAGCUCCGCUCUGACAGGGGCACGGUCGAUAAAGUGGAUUUGAGAUAUAAAUGUUUCCCAGAGCCCUCUCCAUCACUUGGAGACACCUGCAAGCCAGGGCACAGUGACACAAAGGGAGGCUCUAUUCUACCAUCUCUGUCACCCCCCUCAGAGCAGCCUGUUUAGAAAGUUAGUCCCAGAAUUUAGAGUGUACAGUUCUGCAAGUACAACUUGUAAUCUCUGACUGCUUUGGUACUUACUUUUAUCUCUUGCUGAAUUUCCUGAAGUAAUUGAAGAGCUAAAAAAAAGUCCUUUGAGGGUAAUAUGCUGGGGAGCCACAGGAGUAAGAUAAAAUGUCUUGAAAACUGAAAAUGUAUACACAGCAUCCCAAGUGACAGGAGCAGUUUUAUCCAGCAGUACCCUCAUUUUUGGCCAAACUAGUGGCAUGGCUCUGGGGAUGGGAAUGUAGGUCUGUUGAUUGGUACAUUGGUCGGUCCAUUGGUUCAGAUUAAAAUGCCCCAAUGGAUUGUCAUGAAAUACGGUACAGACAUUCAUGGUCCACAGAGGAUGCAUCCUAAUAACUUUGAUGAUCCCAGACUUUUAACAUAGCACCACAACCAAGUCAGAUUUUUCACCUUUUACUAACAACUUCUGCUAAUGACUGAUUUUCUGUCAGAAUUGGCUGCACUUAAUUCUAACAUAGCAAGCUGAUAUUCCAACCUUAUCACUCCAGCUUCAUGACUGUGGUGGAGUAGAGGCAUGGGCUGGCUGAAAGUUGAGCCCUGACAUGAAAAAGCUAUGAGUGUAUCAUAUCAUUCCUGAUAUAAUAUUAUUUGGAAAGCCAGCUCUCCAGAAAAAAAGAAGAGACUGAACACGUUACGAUCAUCCACAACUGUAUAAGCUGAUAGCAAAUGGAAAUUCUGUUAAACCAAAGUGAACAGAAUUGACUGUAUUAAACAGUGGACACAGCUUCCAAGUCUCAAAAGUGAAGCCAGUUCAGAAGUGCCCUAAACCUGCAUUCUGUCUAAUGGCCAGCAGUGUGCGACUCCGCUGGUUUCAAAAAGAAGUCCUUUUGUAGGGAAACUUGUGAGAUAUUGACCCUACUUCUCACUUCAUUUAUUACCUCAGUAGCAUUUUCCUAAUGACUGUAGAUCUCAAUGUCUAGCUUCAAUACAGCACAAUGUAAAUUAUGGUCCCAUUUAAUUUUGAAUAGAUGAGAAAGCAGGGUGUGUUAUGAGUCAUUACCACAACAUGUCCAUCUUCUCCAGCACCACCCUGUUGUCCAAAUAUGGUCCCCUCUGGCUCCAAAAAACAAGAUAGCGACAGGCGUAAUGCCAAACGGUGACUCCAAAACAGUUGUCCACAUACCAGUGGCUGAUGUUAUGAUGACAUUAUUUGUUUUCCAGUUGUAUUUUCUGACACCGUCCUAAUACCCAACUUUACGUUUUGUUGUCCAACUAUUAGUCAGAAUACAACAAAACAAAGUUGUUCUUUUGUUGUCUGGUGUGUAAUGAGCAUUGCAGCCUCACAGGGACUGUACCAUGGUUAGUCUUUUAGUAUUGAUGUUUUUUAAUUGAUCUACUAUCUUGCACAUCUGUUUAUUCAUGUGUGUUGUUUGGUGUUGACAUCACAGCAGUAUACUUUUAUCACUCACCAUGUCUGCUAGCCUGGUAUCAAUUGUAUUUUCUGCCGUCAUCCACUCUCACAACACACACACACGCAUGCAGAGAGACCAGACACACACAUACACUCAGCCACCGAUGCCUCCUGACCUCAGCUUGCGGUCGCUGCUGGCUGCCCAGAGCAUAUUAAAGGCUUAGAUAAAGGGAGCUGGAAACUGGUUGGGGCUGGCCCAUCGGCCCGGAGAAAGUGCUUGGAGCAGCAGAUGCAGUGGCGGCUCAGGGAGCCCUUUUUCCAUUAGGAGUCAUUUCCAGGUCCACCCUCAGUCGGUGACAAAGUGGUCUCCGCGUCUUCAUUUUCUGCUGAUCCCGUGUGAGCCGGAGGGAGGGAGGGACUGUCAUCAGUUACUGCUGCCGCCGCCCCCUAAUUGCAGCCAACUGUCGAUGCGUGCAUUUGGACCUUUUUCAGGCCUACAUUAUUUAUUGGGAGAAAAAUAUUGUAUUGAUUUUGGAUGGCAUGGUGAGGUAUAAGUGAUGUUGCUAAAGAGCUGACAAGACACUAUAAACUUUUAUGAUAGUGUCAUAGUCAUACUUCGCUAAAAUAAAAUUAACAAAUCUGAACCUAAUGUGCGACAGAGAAUGACUGCAUUGCAGGCAAUUACAAAUGGGAAUCUUCAGUACUGCUGCCAGACUUAAUCCUUUCUGGUCUUCACAGCAAUUCAGCAAAUGUAUGUGUUGUUUUCUUAUUGUCACAAUAUUUUCUUCAUGGCCAGAAAAAAAAUGUACAGACAGUAAUUCAACAGGGUUUUCAUAUCUGUUUAAAAUUCCAGUCACAGC